This is a messenger RNA of Cylas formicarius (sweet potato weevil), 1019 nucleotides long. Its product is annotated as nucleoplasmin-like protein. Gene Ontology annotation, biological process: chromatin remodeling. Bases 137 to 763 code for a protein of 208 amino acids. NCBI's taxonomy places the organism in Eukaryota, Metazoa, Arthropoda, Insecta, Coleoptera, Brentidae. Gene Ontology annotation, molecular function: RNA binding; chromatin binding; histone binding. The record is from RefSeq and is a predicted model, not a curated record. The transcript has 6 exons. Gene Ontology annotation, cellular component: nucleoplasm; cytoplasm; nucleolus.
CGACCCGCCAUUAUCGUUUGCAAGGUAGGAAUAGAACCGGACGCUUCUCUUUCGCAAUUCUCAUUUGGGAAGGUUUUGUUGCCGGCAAUUGGUCACGUGUAGUUUUUAAUAAAUCCAAAUUCAUCCUCUUAACGAAAUGGCCGAUGAAUAUUUUUUCGCUCUUACAUUGAAAGGAAAAAGCAGUUCAGAAAUAUGGGAUCCUGAGGCAAAAGGAGCGGGCGAAGAGGAUUACCAAGGAGGACACAAACUUAUAAUUAAACAGGCCCUUCUAGGACCCGAAGCCACGGAAGGUGAAGUGAAUGUUGUGCAAGUAGAGGCGAUGACAUGGAAAGAUUCAGUUAAAGUGCCAGUAGCCACUUUAAAAGCUGGGGGAGCAAACAAUCAAGUGUUGUUAGACCUCUCAUUUCCAGACCCGCCAGUGACAUUUACCUUGGUGCAAGGAAAUGGUCCUGUACAUAUUAUUGGUCAUCAUCUUAUCGGAGAUCCAAUUGAAGAAUUUCAUGAAAUAGAUGAAAUGGAUGAAGAAAUGGAUGAUGAGGGUGAAGAGGGUGCUGUGAUAGAAACUUCAUUAGAUCAAAAGUUUGGAAAGCAGCUGGGAGAUCUAAUUGCAAGCAAAUUGGGUGAUGAUGAGGAAAGUAGAAAAGUAAAUGGAAAGUCAAAGGAAGAAGAGGAAGAGGACGAGGAGCCCAAAACAAAAAAGGCGAAAACGGCAAACUCGAAAGGGAAAACGCCAGUGAAAAAUAAUGCCAAGGCCAAGAAGUAACUUCUUGUAUUUUAAGUUAGGUUUUGUAAUGUCACUGGUAAUGUAUGUUUCUUUUAUCUUGUGAUUAUCAUUUAAUGGACAGUACAGUUUUUGUAGUAAUUGAUAAUAUUUCAUGAAUCAACGUAACCUUUAAAGUAUUGUAAAAUUAUUGCGUUCCGGUAAGUUUUAUAUUAAACUUCACGUGAGAUAUCCAUUCGGUAAUCAUGAAAAACCAAUGUUGUAAAUAUACAAUCUCAUUAAAAUAGUUUUUUUCUAG